AUGAGAAAUGUUCAGUCCUUCUUCUCACGCCUGCUACUCCGCUACCAUGAAACCCCCGAGGGUCAACCAGACGAGACCGAACUCGUUACGAUAACUAAGCCCGAAUCUCUCCGUUCGGAAACACCACAGAUCUUCGAGAAUGUUACUUUGGCGGUAGAAGAGCGCUUGAGCGACGAAGAGACAGAAAUAAAUGCAGUCAAACCACAAAAGCCUCGCUGGAUCGUUGGCGUCAGCCUCUGCGCGAAGGCCUCAGCCCUGGUGCUGUUGGUCAACGUGCUCUUCUCGCCAUCGCUGCCGGAUUGGCCAGGAAAUACCCAGAAAACGGCGGAUUUUCAAGCUCAGCAAUCUUUUAUGAGGGAAGCUGCACGUUGA
Penicillium riverlandense is the source of this 372-nucleotide messenger RNA. RefSeq lists its product as uncharacterized. The transcript has a single exon. The coding region runs from base 1 to 372 and encodes 123 amino acids. Lineage: Eukaryota; Fungi; Ascomycota; Eurotiomycetes; Eurotiales; Aspergillaceae. The record is from RefSeq and is a predicted model, not a curated record.